Molecule: messenger RNA, 3132 nt
Organism: Lactuca virosa
Lineage: Eukaryota; Viridiplantae; Streptophyta; Magnoliopsida; Asterales; Asteraceae
Source: the annotation of a GenBank genome assembly
GUCAAUAAGCAUUCUGGGAAAUCUUCAUAAAUGCCAUUGAUGAGAUGAGACGAAUGUUUUUAUCUUUGUUUUUUUCUAAUCACUUUACUCAAGAGUACACACAUGAUUUCCCUUUUCGCUCUCAUGGUUCUUGUGCGUGUAGCUAGAUAGAUGAACUUCUAUCCUCUUGAAUCACGUAUAAUUCAUUCAUUCAAGAAUAUAUAUUAGCUGGAACUGAUCACAUCCUUCUCCAUCAUGGCUUCUUCAAGUUCUUGAACAACUUUCACCAACUCACUUCAAAGUUUUCAUCAUUCCAACCAAGAUUCUUAUAAUCAAAUUUAAACUUUAGGGUUUACUUCAAAAUUUAAUCUUUAUACAUAUAUCGGAAAUAUUCACCGUUUUCAGAGUGAUGAUGGCGGUGAGCUCCGCCUGCAAAGGUGAUCCGAUGGGGAUGGACAACGGAAAAUAUGUCCGGUAUACGCCGGAGCAAGUCGAAGCUUUAGAACGCUUAUAUCACGACUGCCCAAAACCCAGCUCACUUCGCCGGCAACAACUCAUUCGCGAAUGCCCAAUUCUCUCCAACAUCGAACCCAAACAAAUCAAAGUCUGGUUUCAAAACCGAAGAUGUAGAGAGAAGCAACGAAAAGAGGCAUCGAGGCUACAAGCUGUGAAUCGGAAGCUAUCAGCCAUGAACAAGUUGUUAAUGGAGGAGAACGAUAGGUUGCAGAAACAAGUUUCUAAUUUGGUAUACGAAAACGGCUAUUUUCGUCAGCAAACUCAAAACACGGCGCUCGCCACCACGGAUACAAGCUGCGAGUCGGUGGUGACGAGCGGUCAACACCAUUUGACUCCUCAAAAUCCACCAAGGGAUGCCAGUCCUGCAGGGCUUUUGUCUAUUGCAGAGGAGACUUUAACAGAGUUUUUAUCAAAGGCAACUGGGACUGCUGUAGAGUGGGUCCGAAUGCCUGGGAUGAAGCCUGGUCCGGAUUCCAUUGGAAUCAUCGCUAUUUCUCAUGGUUGCACAGGUGUCGCAUCACGUGCAUGUGGUCUAGUUGGUCUAGAACCUACUAGAGUUGUCGAAAUCUUAAAAGAUCGGCCAUCCUGGUGUCGCGAUUGUCGAGCUGUUGAUGUUCUUAAUGUGCUCACAACUGGAAGUAAUGGCACCAUUGAGCUUCUUUACAUGCAGCUUUAUGCACCAACAACUUUAGCUCCAGCACGUGACUUUUGGUUACUUCGGUAUACGUCUGCUUUGGAAGAUGGCAGCUUAGUGGUUUGUGAAAGAUCAUUAAACAAUACUCAAAAUGGGCCUAGUAUGCCACCGGUACCUCAUUUUGUGAGAGCCGAAAUGCUGCCAAGUGGGUACCUAAUUCGACCUUGUGAUGGUGGUGGAUCGAUAAUUCAUAUUGUUGAUCAUGUCGAUUUAGAGUCGGGAAAUGUUCCGGAAGUCUUGCGCCCUUUAUACGACUCAUCAACAUUACUUGCUCAAAGAACUACACUUGCGGCUUUACGCCAAUUAAGGCAGAUUUCACAGGAGAUUUCUCAACCAAUGGUGACUAGUUGGGGAAGAAGACCUUCUGCUCUUCGUUCACUAGGCCAAAGAAUGAGCAGGGGUUUCAAUGAAGCCAUUAAUGGUUUCAGUGAUGAAGGUUGGUCUAUAAUGGAAAGUGAUGGAGUUGAUGACGUCACUGUUCUUGUAAACUCAUCUCCUGAUAAAGUCAUGGGUGCAGCUCCAAUAUACGCAGAUGGAUUCCCAUCGAUUAGCAAUGCCAUUCUAUGCGCCAAAGCUUCAAUGCUCUUACAAAAUGUGCCACCUGCAAUACUUACAAGAUUCUUGAGAGAACAUCGAUCAGAAUGGGCUGAUAGUAGCAUUGAUGGAUACUCGGCUGCUUCGGUUAAAAAUGGUCCUUGUGGAGUACCAAUGGCUAGAAAUGGAAACUUUGGUGGACAAGUUAUUCUUCCAUUAGCUCAUACAAUUGAACAUGAAGAGUUUAUGGAGGUUAUUAAGCUCGAAAAUAUGUCUCAUUAUCGCACGGAAGACAUGCUCAUGCCUGCAGAUAUCUUCUUUUUGCAACUUUGUAGCGGAGUUGAUGAGAAUUCAAUCGGAACUUCCGCCGAACUUAUUUUUGCUCCAAUCGAUGCCUCUUUCACUGAUGAUGCACCACUUUUACCUUCUGGAUUUCGUAUAAUCCCCAUUAAUAAUGUUACGAAUCACCCUAGUCAGAAUCCGACACGUGACCUGGCAUCGGCUCUCGAGGUGGGCCCACCCGGGAGCCGAACACCAGCGGAUUACCUUGGACAAUCGGGGCCCACGAAAUCGGUUAUGACCAUUGCGUUUCAGUUUGCUUUUGAGAUCCAUCUUCAAGAAAACAUAGCAGCCAUGGCUAGGCAGUAUGUGAGAAGUAUCAUUGCGUCUGUUCAAAGGGUCGCAUUGGCACUUUCACCUUCACCUUUUGGCCCUAGAAGUCUUCAAAUUCCCAAUGGUACCCCUGAAGCACAUAUGUUGACUCGUUGGAUCUGUCAAAGCUUUCGUUGCUUUCUUGGUGAAGAUCUGUUUAAAACGGUUGAUGAACGAAGUGAUUCGAUGCUUAAAACACUUUGGCAUCAUUCAGAUGCCAUAAUGUGUUGUUCCUUAAAGGCGAUGCCAGAUUUCACAUUUGCAAAUCAGGCGGGGUUAGAUAUGCUUGAGACAACAUUGGUUUCACUUCAAGAUAUUACUCUUGACAAGAUUUUUGAUGGAGGUGGAAGAACGAAUGUUUGCUCUGAGCUCCCACAAGUUCUACAACAGGGUUUUGUGUGUCUUCCAGGUGGCAUUUGCUUGACGAGUAUGGGGAGACCUGUGUCGUAUGAAAGAGCAGUAGCUUGGAAGGUGUUGAAUGAUGAAGAAAGCCCUCAUUGCAUAGCUUUUGUAUUCGUUAAUUGGUCUUUUGUUUGAGUGGCUGAAAGAAAAUGGAAAGAAAAACUUGGUGUUUUUAGGGAGAUAAGUAGGUUUAGAAAGCCAAACAUGCAUGGUGCAUACUAUAGGAAUAUUUGAAGGGGUUUGGCUUUCUUUUGUUGUGCUACACUUUUGUGCUUUGUUCUUUGAGCUUAUAAGAUCUUUGUGUUUAUUUAAAGAUUCUUGAGUGUAGUUUUAGGGUUGACUUAUUUAACUUUUCG